This is a messenger RNA of Gamsiella multidivaricata, 624 nucleotides long. RefSeq lists its product as uncharacterized. The record is from RefSeq and is a predicted model, not a curated record. Bases 1 to 624 code for a protein of 207 amino acids. Lineage: Eukaryota; Fungi; Mortierellomycota; Mortierellomycetes; Mortierellales; Mortierellaceae. Gene Ontology annotation, cellular component: membrane. The transcript has 2 exons.
AUGGCAGGAUUUGGCGCUGGAGGUAUCGUGGCUGGGAUUCCUGCUGCCGCUAUUAUGGCCACUUAUGGAGGCACGAUUGGUGCAGGCUCUGAAUGCACAAUUCUGCAGGCUUUUGGGGCUAUUGGACUCGGGGCCACUGAGAUAACUGCCGCCGCUGAGGCUGCUUUCAGGGAUCACAAGAAUUCGACGACGACUGCAGUUCCCUCUGUCGGUACUGGCAAAUCCGAUGGAGCCGAAGCAGGUCUUGUCUAUGCGUUGGCAGCUGCGGUCAUUCUUGCUGCGAUACUUCGGGAAAUGAGGGCUAGAAACGGCGACAGCGAAUAUGGAGAGAGCGAGGACAACGACAAAAAAAGCGAGGAUGGCAAGGAUUCGAUGUCGAACUCAGCAAGCGCCAUCGAGACUCAUGAAUUAAAUGUUGCGGAUACAGUGUUCGGAGGCACUUUGGGCAGUGCGACCGAUAACUCUCGAGCUCCAACUGCAGAUGAACUCGGUCCUGCCUUGGAUUGUCCAGCCAAUGGGCAGGAAGGUGUGGACGGUGCUGGAACUACGUCCGAUGUAUCGACCGAAACGGGAGUUGGGUACGACGAUGACGACGGUGAGGGAAAGCAGAAGAGACAGAAAUAG